Histoplasma capsulatum G186AR is the source of this 1692-nucleotide messenger RNA. RefSeq lists its product as uncharacterized. Gene Ontology annotation, biological process: transmembrane transport. The transcript is spliced from 9 exons. Lineage: Eukaryota; Fungi; Ascomycota; Eurotiomycetes; Onygenales; Ajellomycetaceae. Bases 115 to 1692 code for a protein of 525 amino acids. The record is from RefSeq and is a predicted model, not a curated record. Gene Ontology annotation, molecular function: transmembrane transporter activity. Gene Ontology annotation, cellular component: membrane.
CGGACUGCACUCCUGUCGGCCCAGUAUUAUACACUUCCGUGGGGAUUUGAUGUGUGAUCAUACAUUAUCAGAAAACCUUUCGUUAGUGGCGCAGUUGCGCCCCUGAUAUCAGCGAUGCCGGCUUCCUCCAUUCAAAUGCAACGGUUGAUGUCAAUAGUAGGCGCAACGUGUGUUGCCUUAGCAUGUGGAACCAAUUACGUAUAUUCGGCAUGGGCUCCUCAGUUUGCCGCGAGGUUGAAGUUGUCAUCUACCGACAGCAAUUUGAUUGGAGCUGCCGGAAAUUUGGGAAUGUAUGCCAGCGGAAUUCCGGUAGGCCUUCUCAUCGAUUCUAAGGGACCAAGACCAGGCAUGUUGCUGGGGAUUGUGGCUCUUGGGGCGGGCUAUUUUCCAAUGCACCGAGCAUAUGUUUCCGGCAAAGGGUCGUUCGGAGUUCCGGCACUGUGUUUCUUCAUGCUUCUCACAGGAGUAGGAAGCAGCUGUGGGUUUUCUGGGGCGAUCAAAACGGCUGCAUCCAACUUUCCGGACCAUCGCGGUACAUCAACAUCCUUCCCACUAGCUGCUUUUGGGUUGAGUGCCUUUUUCUUUUCAACCCUCUCGGCAUUCGCCUUCUCCGAUAACACGGGUCAAUUUCUAUUGUUAUUGGCUAUUUGCACGCCGGCUAUCCUGUUCGUGUGCUCCAUCUUUGUCCGACUCAUACCACAUUCUGCUCCAUAUACUCCUCUCCCUUCGGACACAAAUCUACACCCUAGUUCAAGCCAGCUGCACAUUCCAGGCUCGCGAGGCAGUCGUUGUAGAGACUCUACAGAAAUAGGUAUGCCACAUGAAACCUCAAAUUCCACAACCCUUGAAGACGCUGCAUCAGGAUCUGCGGGCUGUUCGAAACCUGUUGCACCCAAGUUAGAUCAGCCUGAAACGUCCUCCUUAAUUGGUCGACAUCUUUCCCCAAGAACCUCCGAGGACUCGUUUCGCGAUGAAGACGCCUCCGUCAGUCCUGGCCGUGACUCACUAUAUGCAGAUGUUCGUGGCUGGUCGAUGAUUCCCACUGUGGAGUUUUGGCAGCUGUUUGUACUUCUAGGGUUGUUUACGGGUAUUGGAUUGAUGACAAUAAAGACGGGAAUUGAAGCUAAUGUAACAAAGCAAUAUUGGGAACAACGUAAGGCACCCUUCUCGCCGCCAAAUUUGAAGGCGAAAGCGCUGUGGAAGCACUAUGACGAUAGUGCGGAUUCCGAAUUCAUCCAAAAACAACAGAUGAUGCAUUGGCUCCGAUAUCCUAGUAAAAAACCUCCAUAUGUCGCGAUUCUGCUUGCCGGGUUCAUGAUUUCGGAUCCACACCUGCUCGUUGCCCUCUCGGGACUGACUGGACUCGCCUACGGCUUCCUGUUUGGCGUCUUCCCUUCCCUUGUCACCCAUACCUUCGGUGUUGGUGGCAUAUCUCAAAACUGGGGGGUGAUGUGUAUGUCCCCAGUAAUAUGGGGAAAUAUAUUCAACCUCCUGUACGGCCGCAUAUACGACUCCCAUUCCGUAGAGUCGCCAAAUGGGGAACUCGAUUGUAGUGAGGGAUUGAAAUGCUAUCGCACCUCCUACAUAAUUACAUUCUACGCUGGGAUUGCGGGGAUCGCAAUAACACUAUGGACUAUUUGGCAUGAAAAAAAGGUUUUUAAUCGCUUGCACAGGAAAGGAUUCCGUGACUGA